This is a messenger RNA of Pan troglodytes (chimpanzee), 1370 nucleotides long. RefSeq lists its product as uncharacterized. The transcript has 5 exons. Bases 1 to 1278 code for a protein of 425 amino acids. Gene Ontology annotation, biological process: virion assembly. The record is from RefSeq and is a predicted model, not a curated record. Lineage: Eukaryota; Metazoa; Chordata; Mammalia; Primates; Hominidae.
AUGAAUGUAGAAUUUUUCACGCCACAAAGCCGAAGACCUGCUGACAUUCAGGAACACUUAAGAAAUAAUAUGAUGGCCUGCCUGUCAAUAUCAGUUCAGCUGGGCACUGGUUGCUCGACCACUAAAAUCCAAGCAACCAACUGCCCCGCCCAUCCUGUUCUACCUGACAGUGGGGACCCAUUGUUCACAGAACCCCCUCCGUACCCCUCUGGGCCCCAGGCCCCAGCCCCCCUGGCUGAGCUGCGGGAGGGAGCAGGCGGACGGGAGGCGGCCGGCAUACACGGGCCCGCUGAAAGGGAAAGAAACUUUGAAGGGCCGGCGGGGAGGACGCGAGGGUGCACUUCGUGGACUAGCCCCCUUCAGCCGCCUGACUCCACGGUGGCUUUACCCCUUCGGGAAAUAGGACCCCCAGAUGACACAGGAAUCCCCAGGCUCCAGUACUGGCCAUUCUCCACCAGUGAUCUGUAUAACUGGAAAACUCAGAGUGCUCGGUUUUCAGACAACCCCAAAGAUUUACUGGCUUUACUAGAUAGUGUCAUGUUCACCCACCAGCCCACUUGGGAUGAUUGUCAGCAGCUCCUCCGAAUUUUGUUCACCACGGAAGAGCGAGAGAGAAUACAGAUAGAAGCUAGAAAGCUGGUCCCGGGGGACGACGGUCAACCGACUGCCAACCCCGACCUCAUAAACGCAACCUUUCCUCUGACCAGGCCGGCGUGGGACUACAACACGGCAGAAGCCUUACAGAAAAUUCACCAAGAAAUCUGGCCCAAGCUGAAAGAGCUAUAUGAGACCAGUCCCCCACCAACACCCAAUCCGUACCAGCCGGGAGACUGGGUCCUGGUUAAGCGACACCGACAAGAGACCCUAGAGCCCAGGUGGAAAGGACCACUCCAAGUACUCCUGACCACACCCACCGCCCUGAAGGUAGAAGGCAUUGCGUCGUGGAUCCACUACACCCACGUCAAGCCAGUGGACCCAACCUCCGACCUUCUGGGGCCAAUCACGGUGGCAGCUGAAGCACCGGACACGUGGACUGUGGAUAGAGCUAAGAACAACCCCUUAAAACUCACCCUGCGCCGGCAGCAUAGCUCACUGCAAACAUGCAGAAUCUCCCUCACCGCAUCCUUCAUGGCGGCCGGACUGGCUGGGGGAGCCCUAGGUCACACCCUCAUAGAAAGUAACAAGCUGUACCAACAAUUUGCCGUUGCUAUGGAGGAGUCAGCUGAGUCCCUUGCCUCCCUCCAGCGGCAGCUCACGUCCCUAGCACAGUUUUUAUAAUGAAGAAAUUUUAAAUAACGAAUCCUGUAUAUUCUAAAAGUUUAUAUGUUGUUAAUAAAACUCUUUUGGAGAAACCUACAAAAGAAAAACCA